Messenger RNA from Egretta garzetta (little egret), 810 nucleotides. RefSeq names its product transcription factor 7 like 1 (gene TCF7L1). The record is from RefSeq and is a predicted model, not a curated record. Gene Ontology annotation, biological process: regulation of transcription by RNA polymerase II; canonical Wnt signaling pathway. The coding region runs from base 1 to 810 and encodes 269 amino acids. NCBI's taxonomy places the organism in Eukaryota, Metazoa, Chordata, Aves, Pelecaniformes, Ardeidae. Gene Ontology annotation, molecular function: DNA-binding transcription factor activity, RNA polymerase II-specific; RNA polymerase II cis-regulatory region sequence-specific DNA binding. Gene Ontology annotation, cellular component: beta-catenin-TCF complex. The transcript is spliced from 7 exons.
AUGCCGGGAUAUGUGACGCUGGGACACGCGAUACUGGGAUACACGAUGCCAGGACGCACGACGCUGGGAUACGCAAUCCCGGGACAUGCGAUGCCGGGAUACACGAUGCUGGGAUACGCGAUGCCGGGACGAAUCCCGCGGCCACCGCACCCCUCCGAACUGCCCCCCUAUUACCCGCUGUCGCCGGGGGCCGUGGGCCAGAUCCCGCACCCGCUGGGCUGGCUCGUGCCACAGCAAGGGCAGCCCGUGUACUCCAUCCCUCCCGGUGGCUUUCGGCACCCCUACCCCGCCCUCGCCAUGAACGCCUCCAUGUCCAGUUUGAUGUCCAGCCGUUUCUCCCCACACAUGGUCCCGCCACCCACCCACGGGCUGCACCCCUCCGGCAUCCCACACCCGACCAUCGUCUCGCCCAUCGUGAAGCAGGAACCCACCCAGCCCAGCGUCAGCCCUGGAGGCAACUCGAAAUCCCCCGUCACUGUGAAGAAGGAGGAGGAGAAGAAGCCCCACAUCAAGAAGCCGCUCAACGCCUUCAUGUUGUACAUGAAGGAGAUGAGGGCCAAGGUGGUGGCUGAAUGCACGCUGAAGGAGAGCGCUGCCAUCAACCAGAUCCUGGGCAGACGGUGGCACUCGCUCUCGCGGGAGGAGCAGGCGAAGUACUACGAGCUGGCGCGGAAGGAGCGGCAGCUGCACUCGCAGCUCUACCCGACGUGGUCAGCGCGGGACAACUACGUGAGCCGAGAUGGUGCACAGAGCCACCGGGGAAGCCUUUUUAGCAAGCUGGAGCAGGAGCAGACGUCCGCCCACGGGUAG